Molecule: messenger RNA, 5489 nt
Organism: Pelobates fuscus (common spadefoot toad)
Lineage: Eukaryota; Metazoa; Chordata; Amphibia; Anura; Pelobatidae
Gene: SACK1H
Product: family with sequence similarity 83 member H
Exons: 5
Coding region: 170-3544 (1124 amino acids)
Biological process (GO): signal transduction; positive regulation of cell migration; intermediate filament cytoskeleton organization
Cellular component (GO): keratin filament
Molecular function (GO): keratin filament binding; protein kinase binding
Source: RefSeq, a predicted model, not a curated record
AAUCCCUCCCUCCUUCUCUCUCUCUCUCUCUCUCCCUUCCUGGAGUGCCUGAGUCAGGGAGCAAUCUGAUAGGGAGGGAGUUACAGAGGAAGACCCCUAGAGAGACCCCGAGAGACUGCGCCCUCCACCUGCCAAGGUCCCUUCUGUACCCUCCCUCUGGUGUAGACCCAUGGCACACCGAUCUCAGAGCUCCUCGCAGGGGGACAAUCCCUUGGACCCCAACUACCUCCCCCCACAUUAUAAGGAGUAUUACCGCAUUGCCAUUGAUGUACUAACAGAGGAUGGACCCGAUGGCUAUGAGAGAUUUCUCGUUGAUGAAGGUGCUCCGGACUUCUUAUGUCAUUCUGAGAUUGAUCAUAUCACCAACAAUCUUCAAAGACCACCAGAGCCCACCCAAGAAAGCCUGUACGCAGAUACUGUCUAUACUGAGGAGGAAGCCGAUGGCUCGUCAGGGACUUACUGGCCAAUGCACUCUGACACUGCGGCCCCAGAGCUGGAUCUUGGCUGGCCCACCAUUUACGGCUUUCAGGGGACCGAGGUGACAACCUUGAUUCAUCCUGCCCCCUCUGACAAUCCCACAAUAAAAGAUGAAGUCCGUAGGAUGAUCAGAUCUGCACAGCAGGUCAUUGCCAUCGUCAUGGACAUCUUUACAGAUGUGGACAUUUUGAGUGAACUAUUGGAUGCUGCCGGCCGACGCGUUCCUGUUUACAUCAUCCUGGAUGAAAUGAACUCUCAGCACUUUCUAGACAUGGCAUCCAAGUGCCGUGUUAAUCUGAACUACGUGGAGUUCCUGAGGGUUCGGACAGUAUCUGGCCAGACGUAUUUCUGCCGGACGGGCACCACCUUUAAGGGGAAUCUGCUGGAGAAGUUUCUGUUGGUGGACUGCACAGUAGUACUGAGUGGGACUUACAGCUUUAUGUGGUCGUUUGAGAAGAUCCACCGUAGCAUGGCUCACAUCUUCCAAGGAGAGCUGGUCUCUAGUUUUGAUGAAGAAUUUCGGAUUCUUUUUGCUCAGUCUGAUCCUCUCAUCCCCCCAGAGAAUGCUUUGGCUAAGAUGGAGAAACCGUAUAUGGGAAUGGUUCCCUUUGCUGGUCCUCGACCCAUGUACGAUCGGAAACUGCACUUCAUGUACCCCAGGGAUGACAGCUCUCAGAACUCUUUUCCAAACUUUGGGGUAGACCCUGAUCGACACUUUUUGCAAUCUUUUAGAAGAGAAGAAAUGAUGAGGCAUAACAUGGAAAAUUCUGGUGUGAGGAUGUAUGGCAAGAGCCAGAUGGAGAUGGAGAAAACUCAGAUGUCCUUUAUGCACAAACAAAUGGAAAUGGAUGCAUUUAAAAGACACAGUUUUGCAGAAGGCACCUUUGAGAAUUAUUCUGCUUCCAAACAAUAUACUAGGCAAAUGUUUAUGAACAAUAACGAUGAGUACCGAUUCCAGUCCAGUCAGUUCCAAAAGAGCCAAUUCAUGCAAGUUGAACGCCCUUUCAGCCCUGCUCGAACACAGGGACUUUUUGAAAAGAUUCGAGGAAAUAGGCAAGGUAUGCAAGAAAUGGAAGAGACUGACUCCAGAUAUUCUCAAAAGGCCUUACCAGGAGAGAGUAAUUUUGCCCUUGAAGGCCCUUACACAAGACUUGGUUAUAACCCCUCUAGCUCUUCUCGUGAGGUGAGACAUGGCUCAGACCAAGUCAUGAAUAGUAUGGAUGGAAAAUUUGGCCAACGUUCACAGGCCCGUCAGAAAUAUGUGUGUCAGAUGUCUCCUACACAAAAGCAAAGUAUUGAACAAAGAAACUUCUUUCAGGACCAAGAUGCAGAUAAAAAGCCUCAAGAAAAUAAGCAAGGCAUGCGCAGUUGGAGGAUCUCCUCUUACCUGAGUGGAAUUCAGCCUGACCAAGACGAAGAGGGUUUACCUAUGGCAAUAGACUCUGAGGCAAAUGAUGAUGCACUUGUACCCAUUGAAAGGCUUGCGCCCCAAAAUGAGCCUGUAUUAAAAUUUACCAUUGAUCCAAUCCCACCUUUCAAGCCUUCAACAAUUUUAAAUAAUCCACCUAUGGAAGUGGAUAACAUCAGAGAUGCCAGCAUUGCAGAAAAAGAAGAUAGCUUUUUAUCGAGACAUGAUUCUUUCAGAUCAAGGACUAAUCCAUUGAUCCAGAGGAGUUCUCGUCUCCGGUCUUCCCUGAUCUUCAGCAGCUCCAAGUUGGAACAGCACAGUUCCACCUCGGAGACUUCACAAAUUCUUCAGAAAGAGCACAGAGCAAGCGAAGUGAUUCAGGAAAAUGAAAUUACAAAAACCUCUUCAAAGGUGUCCGAACUCUUGGAGAGGUAUAAGAGUGUGAACAAAGACACAGAAAGCACAACUGUGACACAAACUAAGGCAGCUUCUAGAGUUAUUCAUGAAGAAACGGAGGAGGGACAGAAGAAAAGCACAGAAACUGUGGCAUACAAGGCACUUGAAUCCAAGUUGCUGGAAAAGGAUUCAAUUAGCAGUACACUUCUUGAAUCACAGUAUCGUUCCUCAGUGACCUCUCACUUCCAGGACCUUUUUAACAAAGAUAGGCAGGUUAGCUCUGUCACAAAGAUUGAACAGAAGGCUGCAAGCUUUAAAACUAUAGAAAGCAGCAAGCCUUUUCCAGAUAAGAAAGAAAGUGUGCUGUCUAUCACAGAAAUUGCAGAAACACCAAAGCCAGAUACAGACAAGCAGAAACCAACAAACAGGCCAAACUCUGGACUUUCCUUUGGAAAUGCUUUGGAAAUGAUGUCACAAAAUCCAACAAGUAUCAGUUCUGUAAAUAAAUCGGAAGAGGAAAUGGCAAAGUUGGAGCAGAACCCUAUAGAAUUUAUUCGCAGAGGGUCCAUGAAGCUAAAACAGUUUUUGCAAUCAAAGGCUGAUAAAAAGUUAGAAGAGGACUCCUCUUCAGAUGCAGUGAAGAUGGAGAAACAGAACAUUGCUCUGAGACGUCAUUCUAAAGCAGAAAUACCAGAGCCAAUGACUAUGGAAAAUGAGGAAAAGACCACUAAACAAGUUUCUGUGUCUCCACCAAAGCCUGCUCCUGCUCCUGCUCCUCAGAGCAGAUUGUCCUCUUCAACUUCAAAUGUUAUCUUUAGUAGUAACCUCCGUGAUGACACCAAGGUUAUUCUGGAGCAGAUAUCUGCUAAUAGUCAAAAAAACCGGGCUGAGAUGGCCAAACAAACACAGCAAGCUCUAUCCUCCAACACGUCAGAAACAAACAGUACUAGUUCCAACUCGUCUGAAAGCAAAGUUGAAGAAGUUGCCAAUGCAGAUUCAUCGGCCAUCAACAGGACUGGUAGUUUUCUUAGCCGAAGUCGUUUCUCUAGGCCCUCCGCGACUUCUCCCGAGGACAGAGAUAACCUAUUGAGACGCAUGGAAAGCAUAAGGAAAGAGAAAAGAGUCUACAGUAGGUUUGAAGUCUUCUGCAAAAAGGAAGAACAACAAAGCCCCACUGAAGAAAAUGAUGAUUCUGAUUCCAAAGAUAAGAAAGGUGGCAAAUUAGUACCUAGGCUUUUUGGGUCAUUGAUGAAUAAAAAAUGACCUUAGGAUUGGGGGUUUUCUCCAUCAGGUGCCAAUACUACUGCAGGAUUCCCACGUGACGAUGCAGUCACCAGCUCAGGUGUAACAUGAAACUGCCUGGCCCUUCUAGGGGGUUCUGUGAAUGUUCAUCUAAGUAUCUUACAUUGGAAACACAGUGGGAACACAUACUUUACUAGUGGCCAAUCACAUUAUAACUUCAGGUCACAUCUCCCAAAGAGCACAUCAGAAAAUAGAAAGUUUCAGUUUUCUAGUUUUUUUUUUUCCUGGGCCCUUGACCAUGCUAAGGAUGUUUUGGUUAAUUCACCAAACUAAUGCUUACUAAAGACAAUCUUCGUUAUUUUGCCUUUUACUGUACGACAUAAAAUAACCCGACAAGGUUUGGCAGGAAAACUGAAAUUGUGACGGUCUUCUAACUCCAUGUCACCUGCUAGUAUUUCUCUCUGCACAAUGUAUCACAUUCUAGAACAAUCUCAAGGGAUUACUAUUCCUGUAUAACAGAAAUAUUUCUGGUACAAGGGCAAUGGCCUUUUUGUAAUUUUCUUAUUAUUUAUUUAGUAGGAUAUAAUUUUUUAGAUUCUCUCUACACAACUAACAGUCCCAUACAAACCAUUAAAAAAAAAAAAAAUGCAUAUUUGAAUUUGAAUGAAAAACCUGUAUUUUUAUAAACUCAGUCUAAAUUGAAUACCCAAUGUUUCCUAUUGCGAUCUUUAUUAGUAUUGAUCGAAUGCAAUGCUCGACUAUUAAGCAAUGUGAGCUUUUUGGAUACAAGGGAAUAUUACCUCAAGCUGUUCUCGAUAUGCUUUAUAUAAAUAGCCCCAGAAUUGAUAGUAUAAGUCAGGGUAUAAAUUAACAGAGCAUAACGAGAUCAUUGAACAUUUUGGUAACAGGGUCUGACAUCAUGCUAAGCCGAGGCCAUUGGAAUCAAUAUAGAAAUCACCACGAUAUUUUAUGGAGUUUGGAUGUCCAGAAGCCUAAAUUCUACGGAUUCUGAAUGAAUAUAAUUUUACAAUGGUUUGAGAAAAUGACUGUGAAUUAAGGCAUGUAAGCUCUUUAUUACAGAAAUGUCUUGUAUAUAAUUCUACUUCCACUGUCCUCGUGAGUUAGGAAUUUUGUGGGGAGCAGAGAUAUUAACGCAAGGUGUUGGGUGACUAAGUCUGUGAUGGUGGGUUUAAUCUGCAUGAGGGCCAAAAGGCUAAGGAACGCAUUCUACUCAAGGACGAGGCCAUCUGAAGGGAAUGAACGCUGGGACCCUGUGUCUUUUUAUUGAAAAUCUAUGUUUUGUCAGUGUUCCAAAGACAAUGUUUACAAAACAUACGGUAACCUUUCACAGACACCGGCUGCUUUCUCCGGUGAUGCACACUCUUCCCAGGUAUUAGUGACCAACCCAGUGUCUGUGACCUGGAUUUACAUCUAUGUUUUUCUGAAUUAGAUUUUAUAAAUAAUGGGGAUGGGUCAUGCACUUUUAUUCUUUUAUUUUGAAUUAAAAAAACAAAUCCUAAUAAACACUUUCCUUUUCUUCAUACCCAGAUUCCCCCAUUGCACCCGACCUUGUCUCUAUUUAUUGAUAUGUUUCUUGAACGGUCAGAUCACCCGGUCUGACUUAGGUGUUUGCUUCUAGAAGAAUUGUUCCUGAGUCCGGGAUGUGAGUUUCCAGUCUGUGAGCACUCCAUCUUAAGAACCUAGGUCAAUAAGUUUGCAUACAAACUGGCUAUUCUCAUAUUUCAGGGGAUACAUGUGGGCCAGUUUGGGAGCCCCCUGUUUCGGUGACAUUGAAUGAUUUUAGUUCCUGAAGGUGUGUGUAAAAGACUACUGUUCUGUAUGGGAAUAAUUCUCUUAAUAAUAAGCUUCUGUUUUAUGGUGAGAGUUGAACACUGAAAAAUGUCACCUGUAAAACAUUAUUAAAUUAAAGAAAUUUGUAUAAUAAACAUGAAGCAUUGGUUCAAAC